AUGGCAAGGACUAAGCAAACUGCCCGUAAAUCUACCGGUGGCAAAGCGCCCAGAAAACAGCUCGCCUCUAAAGCCGCUAGAAAAUCAGCUCCAAUUACUGGAGGAAUCAAGAAACCACACAGGUACAGGCCUGGUACAGUCGCUCUCAGGGAAAUCCGUAGAUACCAAAAAUCUACUGAGCUUCUCAUCAGAAAGCUUCCCUUCCAGAGGCUCGUCAGGGAAAUUGCGCAGGACUUUAAAACCGACCUCCGCUUUCAAUCCUCUGCGGUCCUUGCCCUACAAGAAGCGGCUGAGGCCUACCUGGUUGGCUUGUUCGAGGAUACAAACUUGUGCGCUAUCCACGCCAAGAGGGUCACCAUCAUGCCCAAGGACAUUCAACUUGCUCGACGUAUUCGCGGUGAGAGGUCUUAA
This is a messenger RNA of Babesia microti strain RI, 411 nucleotides long. RefSeq names its product histone H3. The transcript has a single exon. The record is from RefSeq and is a predicted model, not a curated record. Bases 1 to 411 code for a protein of 136 amino acids. Lineage: Eukaryota; Apicomplexa; Aconoidasida; Piroplasmida; Babesiidae. Gene Ontology annotation, molecular function: protein heterodimerization activity; DNA binding; structural constituent of chromatin. Gene Ontology annotation, cellular component: nucleosome.